AUGUAUAAACAAAUGACACCUAUUGUUUUAACAUUACAAUCAUUAAAUACAGAAUAUUUAGCUUAUCUUAUAAAAUAUCCUUUAUUAACAAAAUCAAUAACUUCAGGUAUAUUAAGUGGAUUAAAUGAAACAAUUUCUUCAGCAAUUACAAAUGAAUAUAAAGAAACAAAAAUUUUAGGUUUUAAUAUAAAACAUGUGUUUAGUCCAAAAUUAAUUAAUAUGAUAAUUUAUGGAUCAUUAAUUUCAACACCAAUAAGUCAUAAUUUAUAUGGUAUAAUAAAUCAAAUUUUUAAACCACCUUUAUCAUCAAAACAAAAAAUUUUAAGAUUAUUAACAAGUUUAUUUACUGUAACUCCAUUAAUUACUGCAUGUUUUGUUUCAUGGAUUUCAAUUAUAAAUAACUACAAAAUAAAUUUAAAAAAUUUUAAUCCAAUUAAUGAAAUUUUAAAAUUAAUUAACAUUAUUAAAGCUGGCUUGAAAAAAGGUUACUUAACAACUUUAAAAACUUCAUUGAUUGUAUCAUUUUUAUCAUUAAUUAUUGCAAAUAAUUAUAUACAACCAGAAUUAUGGGUUGUAUUUUUUAAUAUUGUAUUUUUUAUUUUAGGAACUUAUCAAAAUACAAAAUUAAAAAGAUUACAAAAACAACAAAGAUUAUCAUUAGAAAAAGAAGACUAG
Molecule: messenger RNA, 675 nt
Organism: Lodderomyces jiufengensis
Lineage: Eukaryota; Fungi; Ascomycota; Pichiomycetes; Serinales; Debaryomycetaceae
Exons: 1
Coding region: 1-675 (224 amino acids)
Cellular component (GO): membrane; cytoplasm
Source: RefSeq, a predicted model, not a curated record